Camellia sinensis is the source of this 2147-nucleotide messenger RNA. Lineage: Eukaryota; Viridiplantae; Streptophyta; Magnoliopsida; Ericales; Theaceae. The record is from RefSeq and is a predicted model, not a curated record.
AUGCUGUCCAAGUCAACACUGAACCAGUGGUCUCAUGCCCAGAAACUAACAUUGACAAAAGGUCAUCUCGUAAUUGUAUGCUUGAUACCUGCAACACAGUGGCACAAAUGUAGAAACAAAGAGCAAAACCUUGCAUGUCAAUUUAAAUGUGAAGAACCCAUUAAACUGAAAAACCUCAACUACAACAGAGAGCAUAUCCUUUGCAUUCUAAUCCCUGACUCACAUGAGAAUUUGAAGAAGGUGUUUGAUGAAAUGCCCCAGAGAGAUGUGGUUUCUUGGAAUGUUCUGAUUUCUGGGUAUGUCAGGUGUAGCCAAUUCGAGGAUGCUAUUAAUGUUUUCCGGCGUAUGCAACAGGAAAGUGGUGCGAAGCCCAAUGAAGCUACUGUUGUAAGUACUCUUUCGGCUUGUACAGCAUUAAAAAAUUUGGAACUUGGUAAAGAAAUUCACUAUUAUGUUGUUAAUGAACUUGGAUUCACCAUUAUAAUUAGCAAUGCCUUGUUGGAUAUGUACUCCAAGUGUGGUUGUUUGAGUACUGCCCGACAAAUUUUUGAUGCAAUGCCUAUAAAAAAUGUGAUCUGUUGGACUAGUAUGGUAUCUGGGUAUGUGAACAUUGGCCAAUUGGAUGAAGCUAGAGAUUUGUUUGAGAGAAGUCCAGUAAGGGAUAUUGUUCUUUGGACGGCUAUGAUUAACGGGUAUGUGCAGUUUAACCGCGUUGAUGAGGCAAUUACCUUGUUUCGGGAGAUGCAAAUCGAAUGGAUUAAGCCAGAUAAGUUCACGGUGGUUGCUCUCCUCACGGGUUGUGCUCAGUUGGGAGCUUUGGAACAUGGGAAAUGGAUCCAUGGAUACAUUGACGAAAACAGAAUAACAGUUGAUGCAGUUGUUGGUACAGCUCUUAUUGAUAUGUAUGCCAAAUGUGGGUGCAUAGAUAAAUCCCUAGAGAUUUUUCAUGGGUUGAGAGAGAAAGAUACGGCGUCAUGGACUUCAAUCAUUUGUGGGCUUGCCAUGAAUGGGCACAGCAGCAAAGCUCUGGAUUUGUUCACAGAAAUGAAACAAGCAGGGUUUAGACCUGAUGAUAUCACCUUCAUCGGUGUUUUCAGUGCUUGUAGUCAUGGAGGACUAGUAGAGGAAGGCCGCACAUACUUUAAUUCGAUGAGAAAAACAUAUCAGAUCGAACCAAAGUUAGAACACUAUGGGUGUCUGAUUGACCUCCUUGGUCGUGCUGGUCAACUUGAUGAAGCAGAGGAAUUGAUUGAAAAUAUACCAAAAGAAAGUGAUGAAAUUGUAGUCCCACUUUAUAGUGCUUUGCUCAGUGCUUGCAGAAUCUAUGGCAAUGUUGAUAUGGGUGAACGUGUGGCUAGACGACUUGUAGAAAUUGAAUAUAGUGAUUCUGGCACUCAUACUCUUUUGGCCAAUAUCUAUGCAUCCACUGACAGGUGGGAAGAUGUAACGAAAGUGAGAAGGAAAAUGAAAGCUCUCGGAAUCAAGAAAGCGCCUGGGUGUAGUUCAAUUGAAGUUAAUGGUAAUGUUCACGAGUUCUUAGUCGGAGAUGCAUCUCACCCAAAGAUGAAAGAAGUUUAUUCCAUGUUGGAUAGCAUCACUAAACCAUUGUCAGGCUUAGAAGAAAUUGAAAUGGAACAAGCUAACCCAGUUGCAGAAAUUUCAUGACUGAAGCCAUAUUUUCGCAAAUCCAAAGAGUGCUUUUUUAUAUAAUGCCAUGGUGUUAGCAGCACUGUUUAUUUUUAACAAGACAUAAAACGAUUUGAGAAUUGACAUUGAGGCGAGUGUUAUGAAGAUGUUGAUCUGAAAGGUGCAGGACAGAUGCUCAAGAAAGUUCCAGCUAUUUGGUGAGCAAGACAAUGAAUUACAGUGCAUUCCAAAGGAUUCACCGACAAACGUACCAGAAGGCAUGCCAAUUUGACUUGCUAACUUAACAAGGUUAAACCUGGUAAGCUGAUGUAAUAUACAAUUCACUGUGAUAAUUUCACACAAUUCAUUGAAGUGCUUUGUAGAAAUUACAAAAAGAAAAUGUCAUGGGUUUAAUGCUGAAACCUGAAGGACAUGUUUAUGAACUCCGCAUCCAAUAUGCCUUACUAGUCAUGGAUUUUUUGCCUCAAACAGGAUGAAUUUCAAGAUUUGUCUCUUGUAAA